Messenger RNA from Cladophialophora immunda, 1702 nucleotides. RefSeq lists its product as uncharacterized. Bases 43 to 939 code for a protein of 298 amino acids. NCBI's taxonomy places the organism in Eukaryota, Fungi, Ascomycota, Eurotiomycetes, Chaetothyriales, Herpotrichiellaceae. The transcript has 2 exons. Gene Ontology annotation, molecular function: fructose-2,6-bisphosphate 2-phosphatase activity. The record is from RefSeq and is a predicted model, not a curated record. Gene Ontology annotation, biological process: negative regulation of glycolytic process; fructose 2,6-bisphosphate metabolic process; negative regulation of programmed cell death. Gene Ontology annotation, cellular component: cytosol.
CGAACUCGUUGACCUGCUCUUUUGGCCUCGAGGUAUACUCCUAUGCAUCUAUUUCUCAUCCGACAUGGAGAGACAGAGCAUAAUGUUGCCGGGCUUCUGGCGGGGGUCUCUGACUCUAGGUUGACAAACCAUGGCGUCCUCCAGACCCAACGACUCGGGCGAUAUCUUACCACUCACCGCAACUUGAGGUUUACUCAAAUCUAUGCCUCGGAUCUUCAACGAGCUUUCAUGACCGCCGAAGAGCUCCAGAGAAACCAAGUUGCAAGGGUCCCCGCCGAGGGUGUCCCGGGAGUGGUAAAACUCGAGCUGCUCCGAGAGCAAGACUUCGGCUCCCUCGAGCUCGUUCCGUGGACCUCGAGAAGAGCACAGCACGCUCUCGAUCCCAGAGUGCCUAACCCAGAAGACCCAUGUUUUCGCCCCCAAGAAACCACCGAGGCUAUGGUGACAAGGGCAGAAUUGUUCCUGAGCGACUUCAUCCUCCCACACUUUGCCAGUGUAGAGGACGCCCAGGAAAGGGGGCAGGAGUGCGUUGCGGUCGUUUCCCAUGGCCUCUUUCUGUCUGUGCUGUGGCAGACGCUGCUGAGAAAAUUUAGGGGCAGUAAUGUCACUCUGGGUCCGAAUGUCGAAGCUUGGGGCUACAGCCGGCCGUUGGAACACCUGCCAUCGUGGACCAACACUGGGUUUUUAGAGGUCACAAUCCAGAAGCCCAUACCAGAAGUUGCCGACCAACCUCGGACGGGGCAGCCUUUGAUAUUGACUGACAUCGAGUCAUCCGCACUCCACGGAUAUUCCAUGACCGUCCAUGGAGUCAACAGCAAAGAUCACCUGCUGGACCUGAAGCGCACCAGAGGCGGGGUGGGAUCAUCUCCCUAUGAUGCAAAGCAACAAAGUCUUGAUGGCUUCUUCAAGCGACCAAAACCCAACGGCCCCAGCACAUGAAUCCCAAGUUGCGCCUCACCCUACGCCCACCGGAGAGGCAAAAGCUGCUACGAGACGAAGAAAAUGUCGUCAACAUCAAUCCCUACGGUCUUUAACCACACUGGAGCAAAUUCCAGUUGAAGGCUGCAGAGAGGUGGAGGAGAGUAACUGCGUCUCACUACUGCUAUCUGAUACAUCAAGACGACCGACCUGUUGACACUGUCCGGGCGCUGUGGGUUUCAAGUUCGCUGGAACCCACUGCCCCAUCCAUCCAGGUGGCUUUGCUCCUGCACGCUUCAUAUCCGGAUUCUAUAUAGAGAGACUGUUGGAGUUGUCAUACAGCUUUAGGAAAUCAUGGAAUGCUUGUUCGGGAGUGACAGCAGCCCAGAGACAACUCCAUCCUCCCGGCCCAAAAUAUAGCCGCCGGACCUUGCGACGGAUCGUGAAUUGUGGGGGGCAGGAGUGCAACCAGGAUUGAAGGCGGAUGACCCUCGAGCCUGGGACAACGCGAGACGCUCUUUACAAAAUGAUUGGCCGUUACAACGACGCGUUCUGGACGGGGGGUGUGUGGGUGCUGAUCAGGGGGCCAACCUUUUCCUCCCCCAUCUUGCUUCCUUGAUUAUUAUCCCCUUCCUUCCCCUUCCUCAUCCCUGAAACCGGAGUAUCUUUGUAUGUAUUAUACACGUCAGAUUGUUCCUCUGGCAUUUACAGAGCUUUUGACCUCUUUGUUCGGUCUCUCCAUGCCUCUUCGUGGCGAUGGUGGUGGAAAGACGCCUAGAACCGC